Fusarium sp. VM40 is the source of this 699-nucleotide messenger RNA. The record is from the annotation of a GenBank genome assembly. NCBI's taxonomy places the organism in Eukaryota, Fungi, Ascomycota, Sordariomycetes, Hypocreales, Nectriaceae.
AUGGUCUCCUCGAAAGCUCUCGCUUUUUCUUGCGCUGUUCUCAGCUAUUCGGUCCAGGCCAACCCGGUCCUCAAUUCAUCGCUGUCUCCCCGCCAAGAUGGGGGUAUCGCCAGCUGCGAUAAUGAAGCGCAGAAAUACACCGGCGUUUAUACCGAUGGUCAAGGAACCUGGGCGGCUGCUGAUGGCGUCACGCACCCCUACAAGUUUCCCUUGAUCCGAAAAUGCUGGUGGGACUACUUCGUGGUCGAAGCUAUGGAAGAGCUUCUGCCCUGGGAGAAGUCGUCAGGCGAUAUCUACUGCACCGACACGGAGCGCUGUGUCGCGGAGAAAGUCAGCAGCGCCCAGCACUGCCAGGAGCGUUCCGUGGGUAUCAGUCCCAAUAUCGGCGCCUCUAUCGCAGGUAUCACUUUGGGCCUGAGUGUGACCGCUACCAACUCCGAAAGCCGAUGUGUCACGGCUCAAGACGCGACUGCUUGCCAGUGGAACGAUAAGUCCUGCCACGCUGUCUGGACUCAGCAGCAUGUUAUCCGCCAGAAAGGCUACCGCCGCCACCGAUGCGACUGGGGUAAUGGCGAUGAAACUGAAUGCAUGGGUGAUUGGGACCAGGUCACUCCUACUGAUAGGAUUAACUACGGUUGUGGUUCCAAGUGUGAGGAUAGUAACAUCUGUGGACAUACUGACGGCACGCCCUGUCCCUAA